Messenger RNA from Anopheles funestus (African malaria mosquito), 520 nucleotides. RefSeq lists its product as uncharacterized. Lineage: Eukaryota; Metazoa; Arthropoda; Insecta; Diptera; Culicidae. The coding region runs from base 249 to 473 and encodes 74 amino acids. The transcript is spliced from 2 exons. The record is from RefSeq and is a predicted model, not a curated record.
GGUUGCAAAAAUCUUUUUUGUUGUCACCGUACGUAAAAAUAAGUUUAAAAAAAACUCCAUUCAGAGUGCGCAUUUCGCGAAGUUUCGUCAUGUUUGAUGAAAAGUUACUUAAACUUUAAAUUAAAGUGAAAUGAUCUUUUGGGUGGAAAGCUGACAGCCUUCCCGUUGUUUUGAAUGCGUAACAAAUCAAAACAAACGCUACGGAAGGGUAGAAAAUCCAACCAGAAUUGACUAUAAAGGUGUAGAAAAUGGCUGAUUCCGUAAUUUCCAACCGGUACAAGGACUGUAUGCCUUGUCGUUUGGUUAGCGGGUUCGGAGUGAUCGGUAUGGGAGUGUACCUUGCGCUGCAAGCACGGAAACGAACUCACACGCUAGGCCGGUACAGCAUGUUUGGAAUCGCAGCAGUCGCUGGAAGCAUAGGCAUUUCCCGCUUGCUAGACGUUUACCCUUUUGGCGAUAGAACGCAGAAGUAGUUCGAGUUUACUGUUCGUAAAAUAAAAAGUUCCCUCACACAUAUCGA